UUUGUCAUGGCGAAAAGGAUGCUGGUUCUUCUGCUGAUCGUCCUGAAGGAAACAGGACCAACCGCAGCCUGCGGAGACACAUGCACGUCAUCAUUCUGUAGCUGCACCCGUUUGGGCCUCAGGAGUGUUCCUCAGUUCCUGCCUACAACCAUCACUAGUCUGAACCUGUGGGAAAACGCCAUCACAACCUUAAGCCAGUCCGCCUUCUCCAGGUACAGCAGCCUGACAUGGUUAGAGCUUCAAUACAACCAGAUCUCCGUCAUCAACAGCGGAGCGUUCCACAACUUGACCAGCUUAACGGGACUGAACCUUGACAAUAACCAGUUAACCAGUCUCCGAGCUGACAUGUUUGUGGGACUUGAUAGCCUUCAGUAUCUUUAUCUGCAUCACAACAACAUCCGCAGUAUCGAGGAAAGAACAUUUGUGAACCUGACCCAACUGCGAACUCUGCAGCUGCACAAUAAUCAGUUAACCAACCUCACAGCUGACAUGUUUGUGGGACUUGAUAAUCUGGAGACCCUUUACCUGUAUAACAACAACAUCCACAGCAUUGAGGCGGGAACCUUCAGUACAAACCGGCACCUCAGCACACUCCUCCUUUCUUCCAACCACAUCGACGUUUUCCCUUCCGACUUCUUAUUAAAUCUGAACAGUUCAGAACUGUCAGAGCUUUCGUUGAGUCAUAACCGAAUGGAGACACUACCCCCUGAGGCAUAUGACAUACUGACAUCCAUGCGGUCUAGGAUAAUCAUUGGCUACAACCCCUGGCAGUGUGACUGUAGGAUGCUUCCCUUCAGGCGCAGAAUGACUGGAUUCUACACAUUUGAGUACAGCAUCACCUGUUACGGACCUACUCAUCUACAAGGAAAGAGUUUGGUACAGGAUGUAAACCCUGACGAUCUGAUCUGUGAAGAAACGAUAACAGAAAUUUUCUCCACACCAAGCACCUCGUCUCCUGUAGGUCAUAGCACAAACCACUACCCAACAAGGACUCCAAGUAUUACCAACUUUCACGUUGAAUCUUCUCUAGCCACUGAGUUUCAGUCACGGGUCACCGUGACAGAAGGCAGUAACACGUCUUCUCCAGAUUCGUUCUCCCUUCCUGUGUUCCUGAGUGGGUUGGGAGGCAUUUUAGUUGGAGCUUUUCUCACCUCGGCCGUUUACUCUGCGGUGUGGUGCAAAAUCAGGAGGCGUAAAACAGCCCCUAACCCUGAAAAAUACCCGAGGUAUCGUUAUGCGAGGAGACUGAAAACAGCCCCUUUCCCUGAACUACACCUGAGUGCUAUAGCUGCUAAUGCAAACGCUACAGCUGUGGUGUAAUCAGUGGUUAGGACUGUGGCAGUCUGAUGACGUCAACAAUCAUCCUGAACUUCCCAUGAUCCAGGAAGAACAACCUGUACUUAAAAUGUAAAAAAAAAAGAAAAUAAAAGUAUUAAACGUCCAAAAAUCCUAGAAUAAAAACCUGACUAGAGCCAAAUACUCUGUGAAUACAUAGUAUUUCACACGUUCUGUUCAAUGAGUGACAGUUCAAUUUUCAAGACAAUGUGUAUUCAGUACAGUUGUAAUUUCCCGCAAUUUGUGAAGAAAAACGGAAUUGUAUUUCCAAUGCUGUGAUGUUUUGGUGAGUCUUUAGAAUAUUGUAUAAUUUGAAGGAAAACAGAAUUGUCUCCUGUUACUGUUGUGAUGUGUGCGUGAGGCUUAUGA
Messenger RNA from Branchiostoma floridae (Florida lancelet), 1704 nucleotides. RefSeq names its product SLIT and NTRK-like protein 2. Bases 7 to 1320 code for a protein of 437 amino acids. The record is from RefSeq and is a predicted model, not a curated record. Gene Ontology annotation, cellular component: extracellular matrix. Lineage: Eukaryota; Metazoa; Chordata; Leptocardii; Amphioxiformes; Branchiostomatidae. The transcript has a single exon. Gene Ontology annotation, molecular function: protein binding.